UGUUGAUCUCCGCCGUGCGGCCGUUGAUCAGAUUACCGUCUGUCAGAAACUCCGCUCAGCUGCGGCCAGAUUGAUGGAGAUCCACAACUGGUGACAGCGGUAUCGUUUGUGAUUUUACACCGUCUAUGAUCCAGAACCGGAGAGGGAUGUCUGCACCGGGCUACACAAAUCCUAACCCGUCCGUGCAUAAUUACCGCACGAGCUCGACACAAAACGGAGGCGGAGCGGCGACGGUGCCCUGUCAGAACGGUCCAGGACAGACGUACCCUGCUAUGCAUCCAUCAUCUAGCUACUACAGUUCUGCGCCACCACAGGCUUACCCCACUAUGACGGGACACGGCGCUCCUCUGACUGGUAAAGUCCCAGUUAGUAGCACAGACUAUUCUUCAAACUACUACCAGAACAGCUCGGGUACGUCUCCAUACCCUGCGACGCCAGGAACGAAUUCCCCUGCCCAUCAUUAUUCCACCUCCAACGCCCCUGCGUCCAGUGCACCUUUCCAACAGCCUGUACAGUCAUUCCAGCAAGCCAUGUCAUACGCAAUGCCAGCCGGAUACUAUGGACAGCAGUACAGUCACCCCUCACCAGGGCAAACCCAACUUCCCCAGCAGCAGCCCAGCUUGGUACCAGCAUCCAGCGGAAACAACCUCGGGGCCCCGUUGUACCCUAUCGUGUCUUAUCCAUCAGCCCCUGGGAACAAUCAGUACGGAACGCUGAGAUCCUCUCAAACUGCUCCAGGGCAACUACCGGUUUCUACUGUAAUGCCUCCACCACAUUCCCAGAGUUCUUUGCAACAGUACACUCAAGGGAACGGGGUCGAGGCCACACCCACACCAGCUCAUCCAGGCUACGGAGCCCCACCAUUCAGCCAAACUGCUACUGUCAAUGGCCAAUCGAAUUCAGUUCAGCCACACUAUGACCAAAAACUCCAAAAUCCUGUGAGCCAUCAUUUUGCCGGGGCCCAUCCCAGCUCAGAGGCACCUAAUAGAGAGAGGCCGCCUUCAGGAACCCCUGGCACAUCUGUGCAUUCUUCACCACAGCACCAUCCAGGUCUCCUGUACGGUGACCGCCGGCUCAAUAACGCUGUUAGCUCGGUCCCAGGCGAUCACUCCUCAUCCAGUUCUGACCGUGAUGAAGAGGAUGAGGAGGAUGAGGAAGCAGGUGGAGACAGCUCAUCUACAACCACAGGCAGCGCAUCUCCAGUUCCCAACAGUUACGAGUCUCUGGAGGGUGGCAGUUACCCAGAUCUCCCGGCUCCUCCCACUGCUGCCAAACAGGCUCCGCCCUUUGGCUACAAUUAUCCAACCGUGCAUCCUCCUUACCAGCAAAAUACCACCCCCAGAACGGACCCCUCCCCCUCUCAUGGCUCGUACAACCAACCGGGGUAUCAGCCGUACUCACAGCCUUUCCCAUCUCUGUCUGAGCUGUCGUCGGCGUUAGGGGGUCUCAGCGGCGCUCCUGAGCUGGAAGUGGAGGCCCUGAGGCCUGUGAAUCUACUUCAGGAGAGGAACAUACUUCCUCCAAAACGCACACCUCCACCUGAGCCCAACCUGAGCAGUGAUCUCCGCAAGGUCAACUGCAGUCCAGACACAUUUUGCUGUACUCUCACUAACAUUCCCCAGACUCAAGCUCUGUUGAAUAAAGCCCGUCUCCCUCUUGGACUACUGCUGCAUCCCUUUAGAGAUCUAACGCAAUUACCGGUCAUCACCUCAAACACUAUAGUUCGCUGUCGCUCAUGUCGGACAUACAUAAACCCUUUCGUGUCGUUUCUGGAUCAGCGCAGAUGGAAGUGUAAUCUGUGUUACAGAGUCAAUGAUGUUCCUGAGGAGUUCAUGUAUAAUCCUGUUACCCGUUCAUACGGUGAACCUCACAAGAGACCAGAGGUGCAGAAUUCCACCGUAGAGUUCAUUGCCUCCUCGGAUUAUAUGCUGCGGCCUCCUCAGCCUGCUGUGUACCUGUUUGUGUUGGAUGUAUCCCAUAAUGCAGUGGAGUCAGGCUACCUGAAUGUCUUCUGUCAGUCAUUACUAGACAACCUAGAGAAAUUGCCGGGGGAUACGCGUACACGAGUUGGGUUUUUGACAUUUGACAGCACCGUCCACUUUUACAACCUGCAGGAGGGUCUGUCUCAGCCUCAGAUGCUGGUGGUCUCUGAUAUUGACGAUAUUUUCAUCCCAACACAUGACAGUCUGCUGGUGAACCUCAAAGAGAGUAAAGAGCUGGUGAAGGAUCUCUUAAACUCUCUGCCGGGGAUGUUUACACACUCGCGUGAGACUCAGAGCGCACUGGGUCCGGCUCUACAGGCCGCCUAUAAACUCAUGUCCCCGACAGGAGGCAGAGUGUCCGUGUUUCAGACGCAGCUGCCCACAGUCGGUGCCGGACUCCUGCAGUCACGUGAAGACCCCAGUCUCAGGUCCAGCACUAAGAAUGUCCAACACUUGGGUCCUGCUACAGACUUCUAUAAGAAACUUGCAUUGGAUUGUUCUGGUCAGCAGAUCGGAGUGGAUUUAUUCUUACUAAGCGCUCAGUAUUCAGACCUGGCUUCUUUAGCGUGCGUUUCCAAAUAUUCAGCCGGCAGCAUUUUCUACUUCCCGGCCUUCCAUCACAUUCACAAUCCUGCACAGAAACAGAAAUUCCAGAAAGAUCUCCAGCGCUACCUCACCAGAAAGAUCGGAUUUGAAGCUGUCAUGCGGAUUAGGUGCACCAAAGGUUUGUCCAUCCACACUUUCCAUGGGAACUUCUUUGUGCGCUCCACUGAUUUGCUGUCCCUGGCCAAUGUGAAUCCAGACUCUGGUUUUGCUGUACAGAUGUCUAUCGAGGAGAGUUUAGCAGACACGUCGCUUGUGUGUUUUCAGGCGGCUCUUCUUUAUACAUCCAGCAAAGGUAAACGACGAAUCAGAGUACACACGCUAUGUCUGCCUGUGGUCAGUCAGUUGAGUGACGUGUUUGCUGGUGCAGAUAUCCGGGCGAUCACAUGCCUGCUGGCCAACAUGGCUAUUGAUCGCUCUAUCUCCUCCAGUUUAUGUGAUGCGAGAGACGCAUUAGUAAAUGCCGUGGUGGAUUGUUUAUCAGCGUAUCGUGCUAACGGCUCAAACAUUCAGCCCUCUGGACUGAUCGCACCUGCUGCCCUACGUCUCUUCCCUCUAUAUGUGCUGGCUCUGCUUAAACAGAAAGCCCUGCGCACCGGUACCAGCACCCGUCUGGAUGAACGGGUGUUCGCCAUGUGUGAGUUUAAGAGUCAACCGCUAAAUCAGAUCAUGCGCAUGGUUUAUCCUGACUUGUACAGAAUCGACAACAUGACUGAACAGGGGGCGCUGAACGUGAAUGAUUCUGUGAUUCCUCAGCCACCGUUACUGCAGCUCACGGCCGAGAAGCUCACUAGAGAGGGAGCGUUUCUCAUGGACUGUGGCAAUGUGAUGUAUUUGUGGGUGGGCAAAUGUUGUAAUGAGAUGUUUGUACGUGAUGUCCUGGGCUACCCCGACUACGCAUCCAUACCCUCCAACAUGACACAAAUUCCAGAUUUGCAGACGGUGUAUUCAGAGAGGACUCGAGCGUUCGUUUCUUGGCUCCUGGAGUCUAGAAGCUUCCAUCCUGCUUUUUAUGUCAUCAAGGAUGACGAGUCUAUCAAGAGGAGUUUUUUCCAGCAUAUGGUAGAGGAUCGCACUGAAUCGGCAUUCUCUUAUUAUGAGUUCUUGCUCCACGUUCAGCAGCAGAUGUCCAAGUAGAACCGGAGAACCCACAGGAUUAUGUCUGGCGUCUGUUUCACGGCCCAACUUGGAUUGGACCGCAGAGAGGCAUGAGAUACCCCACUGGCCAAUCACAACCCGUGGUUCCUGUAUGUGCGUGUGUGGGGAGCUUGCUUAAAGACAAUUUAGUAUAUAAGAUGUUAAGUGAACGAAUGAAUAUAUGACUGUUACAACAACAAAGUUGUAAUGCGGCGGACAAAGAAUAGCAGUAGAGCGGAUUGCACAUAGAGACACAGUGAACAAGCUGUCAGUCAUUUCUGUGUUCAUUGUUAAUCACUGGAGUCAGACACAGUGGAUUUUAAAGUCACUGAAUAAUGUUUUUCCUAUUGCAUUACUUUUGCUCUUUACAUUUCACAUUGUGUUGUCGUAUUUGUUUCAUCUGUAGAAUCACAGUGAGUGUAUAUUUGUAGCUUUUUAAUACAUUCACAUUUAAUACACUCAGAGCUCCAUGAUGCUUUUUGAUUUCACCAUCACGUCCGCUUGCUUUUUUCAUGUUUUCAGUUUCUCCCAUUUGCUUUUGUCCUUUUCCUUCCCUCUUGUCCUUUUCAUUUCCUGAUCUUUAAUGUGAGUUGUAAAACGUUGUCUGUUGCAGUGGUGCAUCUGUUUUGCAUCAUUUCAACAUUGGCUCCUCAUAUUUUCUCUUCUGUUGUCUCAACUGCUCCAAACUGUUGUUUAAUGAAGCUAUGAUGUUCCUCGCUGACAGCUCGAUGUUUUCUUUGAAAGAACAAAUCAGGCCAACAGAUGUCGCUAUCCACUUUGUAACCCUCAACGAAAUAUUUUAAUGUGCUAUAAUUUAUGACAAGCUUAUUGAAUUAAAUGAAAUAAUUCUUG
Molecule: messenger RNA, 4574 nt
Organism: Paramisgurnus dabryanus
Lineage: Eukaryota; Metazoa; Chordata; Actinopteri; Cypriniformes; Cobitidae
Gene: sec24b
Product: SEC24 homolog B, COPII coat complex component
Biological process (GO): endoplasmic reticulum to Golgi vesicle-mediated transport; COPII-coated vesicle cargo loading; intracellular protein transport
Cellular component (GO): endoplasmic reticulum exit site; COPII vesicle coat
Molecular function (GO): SNARE binding; zinc ion binding
Source: RefSeq, a predicted model, not a curated record